CACCAGACGCACAAAGGUUUGAUUCACAUCCUCUUAAUACGUUGCAAGUCCAGUCAGUUGUAUAAGCUCCUGCGGGGAUCAAAUUGGCUGGAUAGAUCCAUUUCUCCUCCAUUGACAGUUAUUUUUUUUAUCUUGCAUUAUUUAUUUUCUGUGCACCACUGCAGCUUCGGAGGAAACCACACAACUCAUCUUACAGUCGCUUUCGCGUUGGGAAUUCAGUGCGUAAUGGUGAUUGCCAGUGGCCUCUGACUAUCCAAAUCUGUUUCUUUCCACCCUACCUGGAUUUAAAACCCAAAAUGCAGCUCGUUUUGUAUCUAUCAGUACUGUUUUGUUUAAAAUACGUGGUCGCGGAUAUUAAAGAACUAGACUCAAAUGUCGCGGAAACGAAACUCAAAUGUCCGGAGCGCUGCGAUGUGAGCAAGUGUCCGAGUCCGAGCUGUCCGAGCGGUUAUGUUCCCGACCGCUGCAACUGCUGUCUGGUGUGCGCUCAGGGCGAGGGCGAACCCUGCGGGCGCAAGGAUGAUCUGCCCUGCGGGGACGGGCUGGAGUGCAAGCAUCCGUCUGGAAAGAGACUGUCUAAAGGUGUGUGUCAGUGCAGGUACAGCAGUAAAGUGUGCGGCAGUGAUGGGAACACAUACGGUAACAUCUGCCAGUUGAAAGCAGUCAGAAGAAAAGCACAGCAGCAGGGUCUGCCCGGAGUCACCAACUUACACAAAGGACCCUGUAAAACCAAUCAAGGUCCCACACAUCCCAGCAGUCCAAGGUACAAAUUCAACUUCAUUGCUGACGUGGUAGAGAAGAUCGCCCCUGCUGUGGUGCACAUUGAGCUGUUCCUCAACCACCCCCUCUUUGGCCGGACAGUUCAACUGUCGAGCGGAUCAGGCUUUGUUAUGUCUGAGACGGGGCUCAUUGUCACCAAUGCCCAUGUGGUGUCCAGCACCACGCCCGUUUCGGGUCACCAGAGACUCAAAGUACAGAUGCGUGAUGGAGACGUCUACGAGGCCACUAUCAAAGACAUCGACAAGAAGUCAGACAUCGCCACUAUCAAAAUCAACCCACAUAAAAAGUUGUCUGUUUUAUUACUGGGUCACUCUGCAGACCUGCGACCGGGGGAGUUUGUGGUGGCCAUCGGGAGUCCUUUUGCACUGCAGAACACAGUGACUACAGGAAUUGUCAGCACAGCACAGAGAGAUGGGAAAGAACUGGGCCUCCGUGACUCAGACAUGGACUACAUCCAGACCGACGCUAUCAUUAACUAUGGGAACUCAGGUGGACCACUUGUUAAUUUGGAUGGAGAGGUGAUUGGUAUCAACACCCUGAAGGUGGCUGCAGGAAUCUCCUUUGCCAUUCCUUCGGACAGAAUCACCCGCUUCUUAAAUGAUUCCCUGGGAAAGCAAAACAAAGAGGCGAGAUCAGUGAAGAAACGAUUCAUUGGGAUUCGAAUGCUCACCAUCACAGAAGGGCUCGUGGAAGAGCUGAGACAGCAGAAUCCAGAUUUUCCUGAUGUCAGCAGUGGGAUCUAUGUUCAUGAAGUGGUUCCUCACUCCCCAGCUCAAAAAGGGGGCAUCAAAGACGGUGACAUCAUAGUUAAGUUGAAUGGAGAGCCGCUGAUGAGCACCAGUGACCUGAAGGAAGCGCUCAAUGAAGACAUGACCCUGCUGCUGGAGGUGCGGCGAGGCAACGACGACCUGCUCUUCAACAUUGAGCCCGAUGUUAUCAUGGAGUGAUGCCAUCCUUCACUCAGAAUGUAAAUCAUCAAAGACGACAUUGGUUUUCUCAUUCAUGACCAAGGAGAUGUGAAAUGGUGCAUCCUAAUAAGUAACAACUUUUACAAGCAGAGAGAAAGCAAACAGUCAUGUUAAAUCUUUGCAAAGAAAGUUUAUAUGAAUAGCACUAUCUCUCAUUCAAGCACGUUGAAUGAUUUAGCUGGCAAAUAUGGAAACUUGCAGUACUGUAUUUUGUAAAGAUGACAAAGCUGGUGAGAUUUGUGAAGUUUCUGCUUUUGUGCCAGAAAUGGUCAAUCCACAAUGAAUGAUAUUUCAUCAAAUUAAAUGUAAGUUUUUAUAUGAAUAUCAUAAAAACUGAAACCUUGUAAAUGAAUAUGAGGACUGAAAUAUGUGUCGAUCCUCUUCCUCAACCUAAAUGCUGAAUCUGCGUUGAGGCACCAGUGGCAUGAAUUCAUUGCUGUGCAAGGAUCUGUUAUGUUUUAUAUUAUUAAUUU
Misgurnus anguillicaudatus (oriental weatherfish) is the source of this 2221-nucleotide messenger RNA. NCBI's taxonomy places the organism in Eukaryota, Metazoa, Chordata, Actinopteri, Cypriniformes, Cobitidae. The record is from RefSeq and is a predicted model, not a curated record.